Molecule: messenger RNA, 1923 nt
Organism: Acanthosepion pharaonis
Lineage: Eukaryota; Metazoa; Mollusca; Cephalopoda; Sepiida; Sepiidae
Source: the annotation of a GenBank genome assembly
AUGGUAACACAAUCCUCGGACCAAUAUAAAUGCCUAUCUAUCUAUCUAUCUAUCUAUCUAUCUAUCUAUCUAUCUAUCUAUCUAUCUAUCUAUCUAUCUAAUUCAGUCCACACAUCUAUCUAUCUAUCUAUCUAUCUAUCUAUCUAUCUAUCUAUCUAUCUAUCUAUCUAUCUAAUUCAGUCCACACAUCUAUCUAUCUAUCUAUCUAUCUAUCUAAUUCAGUCCACACAUCUAUCUAUCUAUCUAUCUAUCUAUCUAUCUAUCUAUCUAUCUAAUUCAGUCCACACAUCUAUCUAUCUAUCUAAUUCAGUCCACACAUCUAUCUAUCUAUCUAUCUAUCUAUCUAUCUAUCUAUCUAUCUAUCUAUCUAUCUAUCUAAUUCAGUCCACACAUCUAUCUAUCUAUCUAUCUAUCUAUCUAUCUAUCUAUCUAUCUAUCUAUCUAUCUAAAUCAGUCCACAUAUCUAUCUAUCUAUCUAUCUAUCUAUCUAUCUAUCUAUCUAUCUAUCUAUCUAAAUCAGUCCACAUAUCUAUCUAUCUAUCUAUCUAUCUAUCUAUCUAUCUAUCUAUCUAUCUAUCUAUCUAUCUAUCUUACUUAAAAUCCAACACAAGAUUUCUUUUUAAGUUUCCCUCUCGUUCGUUCCUAUUCUUCAAUAUUUUUCUUUCCUUUUUUUUUCUAUUUAUUCUUUCAUUCGAUUUUAUUCAUUUUUACUGGCUUGCUUGGUUAAACAAACCUUCCUUUUUUACUCUACUCUUUUCUUUCUUCGUUCAUUCUUUCAUUCCUUUAAACGAUAUAUCUUUUUCUUUAUUUAUUUUUAUUUCUCUUUAUUUUUCUUUUUUUCUUUUCUUACACUUUCUUUUUUUAAUCUUUUUAUUAAACUCUUUUUCUUUAUUUCUUUUAUCAUUAUUGGUUUCAUUCUUAGAUUUUUUUCCCUUUUUCUCAUUUUUUCAAAGAUGUCUUUCUUUCAUUCUUUCUUUUUUUCUUUCUUUUGGCAUCGGGAUUUUUCUUUCUUUUUUGUUACAUUCUUUUCGUUUGUUUGUUUCUGUUACUAUCGGCUUUAUAUCUUUCUUUCUUCAUUGGAUUUUUUCUUUCUUUUCUUUCUCUAUUGGCUUCUAUAACUUUCCUUUUUUUCCUUUCUUUCUUUCAGCAUUGGAAUCAUUUCUGAUUUAUUUUCCUUUCAUUAUUUUUCCUUCUUUCUUUCUUCAUUGGAUUUUUCUUUCUCUUUCUUUCUUUCUCUAUUGGCUUCGUUCUUUAACUUUCCUUCCUUUCGGCAUGGGAUGUUUUCUUUCUUUGUCUUUCUUUCUUUCUUUAUCUAUUUCUUCUAUUCUUUCUUUCUCUAUUGGAAUUUUUCUUUCUUUCUUUUCAUCACUUUCUUUUUUUGUUUGUUUCUUUCUCUAUUAUGAAAUUAUUUAUUUAUUUUCCUUUCUUUCUUUAUUAGAUUCAUUCCUUAACUUUCGUUUCUUUCAGUAUUGGAUUUUUUCUAUUAAAUUUCUUUCUUUCUUUCUUUCUUUCUUUCUUUCUUUCUUUCUUUCUUUCUGUAUUGGAAUUUCUCUUUCCUUCUUUACCUCUCUUUCUUCUUUGUUUCUCGUGUUCUUUGUAUCUAUUUCCUUCUUUACAUGUCAUCUUCUCGUUCACUUUUCUUCUGUUUUUUUUUCUCAUCGGAUAUGUUUUACGUUUCGUUUUAAACAUCCUUUCUUCCUAAUUUGUCUAUUUCUUUCUUUUCUUUUUUCUUUCUUUCUAUUUUACUAUUUUUCUUUCUUUCUUUCCCCAUUGGUUUUAAUUAUUGUUUGUGUAUUUGUUUAUCUGUUUCUUUCUUGCCAGAGUGUCGAACAUUAUCUAUCUAUCUAUCUAUCUAUCUAUCUAUCUAUCUAUCUAUCUAUCUAUCUAUCUUUGAUCUGCCGUAUAUUUAUUUGUUUAUCAUAG